Molecule: messenger RNA, 1275 nt
Organism: Manihot esculenta (cassava)
Lineage: Eukaryota; Viridiplantae; Streptophyta; Magnoliopsida; Malpighiales; Euphorbiaceae
Product: endo-1,3;1,4-beta-D-glucanase
Exons: 7
Coding region: 314-1033 (239 amino acids)
Molecular function (GO): hydrolase activity
Source: RefSeq, a predicted model, not a curated record
UGGGAGCUGGGGUAUUUGAGGGGUGAAACGUUUUCUUUCUCAUUCAAAUUCAGAAGAUAACUUUCAGUUCCUGAUUUUCUCUGUGGAGUUGGAAUGCAAAUAUGCAUUUUCUAUUGUAUAAAAAGAGAUAGGUAACAUUUAAAUAAAACAGCAAGUUCCAGGUGACAUAAGGGAUGACGUAGCUGAUCUGUGUCUUAUUUGGAACAUUGAGUCCUUCCAGGCUCCAGCCCUUCACUUCUCCUUGUGAGUAGUUCCAGUUGUUGACUUUGUUCCUGACUUCCAAAUCUGAAAUUAAAUCACUUGAGAAUUAAACAUGUCAAGCUCUCAGUGCUUUGAGAACCCACCAAAGCUGAACCCCUCUUGUGGCUCAGGCACAGUUCAAGAGUUUGGUGGCCUCAAAACCUAUGUCACUGGUCCUCCAGAUUCCACACUUUCCAUCCUUCUCAUUUCUGAUAUUUUUGGGUAUGAAGCUCCAAUAUUGAGGAAGCUUGCAGACAAAGUUGCAGCUGCUGGAUUCUUUGUAGUGGUUCCUGAUUUUUUCUAUGGCGAUCCUGUUGACUUAGAUAAUCCUCAAUUUGAUCGAGACGCAUGGAGAAAAGUUCACAGCACAGACAAAGGAUAUGAGGAUGCUAAACCAGUAAUUGCUGCUUUAAGAAGUAAAGGGUUGUCUUCCAUUGGUGCUGCAGGUUUCUGCUGGGGAGGGAAGGUAGUAGUGAAACUAGCAAGCUCUGAUGACAUUAAGGCUGCAGUUGUGCUGCAUCCUGGUCGGCUCACCAUUGAUGAAAUUAACGAGGUGAAAGUUCCAAUUGCAUUUUUGGGUGCUGAGUUCGACCAUGCUUCACCACCAGAGCAGCUGAAAGAGUUUGGAGAAAUUUUGUCCAAAAAAUCUGAGUCUGAAAGCAGUGUGAAAAUAUUCCCAGGUGUGAGCCAUGGAUGGACAGUGAGGUACAAUAUUGAUGAUGAAUCAGCUGUGAAGAGUGCUGAAGAGGCUCAUUGUGACAUGUUAAAUUGGUUCACUAAAUAUGUCAAGUAAAAAGUGCAUUAAGCAAAGACGGUCAAAAAAGAGGCUCAAAUUCAGAACCCCAUGUUCUGAAAUGUUGUCAAUACCGCUCAGUUCAUUGAUAAAGAGUUGUUUUUUUCUUUAUAAAUCACUUUGGAGACAUGCCUUGUUCUUUGAUGCAUGCCCAGAGUGAAUUCGGAUUUGUGGAUCUAAUAAAUUUUAAAUACUUUUAAAAAAAGUUAAUAUAUAAAAAAAUAAUUUAUAAAAUUGUUUUC